Ruditapes philippinarum (Manila clam) is the source of this 1233-nucleotide messenger RNA. RefSeq lists its product as uncharacterized. The transcript has 8 exons. The record is from RefSeq and is a predicted model, not a curated record. Lineage: Eukaryota; Metazoa; Mollusca; Bivalvia; Venerida; Veneridae. The annotation marks the transcript as partial.
AUGAGUGACGGGACAGUUAUCAGAUCAGUUAUUAUUGAUGAGCCAUCAAGAGUUGUAAAAUGGGAAAAUCUUCUAUCCGCAACAAACUAUACCGUACAGAUCUUUUCAAAUGAACAUGUAGACAAACAGGUUAUAGCUUCAGCAUGGGCUGUGACUCAAAAGGCUUAUCGGGCACCAACAGUAACUAUUGAUAUACCAUUUGCAUCAGUAACUAACAAUAGUUUAAAUGUAAGAAUAUACUUCAACAGUGGAAGUGAAAACAAGACUGCUUACGGAAGACUUUUACUUGAGAAUAGCAGUGUUGUUGAGUCGUUCAAAGUUGACAAGCCGUCAGUCUUCGAAAGCUUUCAAGAACUUGUAUCUGGAACAAAGUAUAUUGUGGAAGUUUAUACAUAUUUAAACGGUAGCCUGAAAUCGAGGUUUAUCUUGGCUCCAAAACGAGCGAAAAAAUUUGCAAUAAGCUCAACAACAUUCGGAUGCAAGUUUCAACCAUGGCAAGACAAUAUAUUAAGCGUACGCUGGACCGUCCAGAGAAAAGAAAGGAACUUUACAUUAACCAAAGUUGCUGAACAUGUUAAAGAUGUACAGAGUUUGUCUUUAACAGAAGAGGAUUUAGUGAACAAUCAUAUAUUCCUACCAUUUCAUAUAUCAUGUGCAGUUGCUGAAGGACAUGCUUCACUGGAUACCAACUUUUCAGUUUCUUCUGAGCUUUUGUUUGCUGGUAUCAAGAUUUUAACUCCGAUGAUAACUAUGCACAGGGACGAGACUGCAGCAAUUUUGUUUUCCCCCACUAUUCCAUUCGGCUGCACAAGGAUGCAGACGACAGAAAUAGACACAUGCAAUCUCACGUUGGCAAUCUCUAUUCCAGUCAGUAAAAAUUGCACCGGUAUUUCAACCAGAAAAUGUACAAUCAAUGUACCGGGAAAUGCUGGUAGCAGAAGUAGUCUUCAAAUUCAAGCCACAGAAGAUGGACAAUACGGCGUACAAAAAGAUGCUACACAUAAAGUGAUCCUAAGAACAAAUCACGUGUCAAAUGAUUCGAUAUGGAGGGAUUAUACAUUACCUGCUGUGACGGUUUUGGUUAAACCAGAAACAAGCACGUAUUAUCGGGGUAAAAGAUGUGAAGCUUUGAACGACCCACACAUGUACACAUUUGACGGGAAGCGCUACGAACACCACGAACACCUGUCGGACGAAUACGUCAUGUACACUCACGUAUCAUACACAGCCAAG